Messenger RNA from Trematomus bernacchii (emerald rockcod), 2530 nucleotides. It is a transcript of the gene gmcl1, whose product is annotated as germ cell-less, spermatogenesis associated. The transcript has 16 exons. The record is from RefSeq and is a predicted model, not a curated record. NCBI's taxonomy places the organism in Eukaryota, Metazoa, Chordata, Actinopteri, Perciformes, Nototheniidae. Gene Ontology annotation, molecular function: protein binding. Gene Ontology annotation, biological process: germ cell development. Bases 404 to 1915 code for a protein of 503 amino acids.
GAACAAAAGCAGCCACAUAUUUUCAGGGCAGCAACACAUCAUCAUCUCCUGUCUCUGGGUUUACAGUUCCUCUAAUACAGAAACAUGUAACUGAAACCGAGGAGAGUUUUGCGAUCUGAAGGCUUGUGUGGAGUAGUAGCUUGUCAGAAGCAACGCUGUUAUUUCCCUGCCCUUGUUUGUGAAUACUGCAGCUAAGCUAGCUCGGAGGUUAGCUCUUUUUUCUAACCUGCUCUAACCCGGGAUAAUCAGCCGGUGUUUGCCUGUCUUUAGUUACCCGACACCUCUCUUUCAGCCUGCCCGCUGCUGAUCAUCCGGUAAACUAGAACCAUAACGACAAGGAUCAAGAAAACUCCACCAAAACAAUCGUGUUCCUGCAAAAAGCCAAAGUCCCUAAUGUGUAGUGAUGGGGAGUCUGAGCAGUAGGUUCCAGGCCCCGUCUCCGGGACAAGAGGAGGCUGCUGAGGGAAUAAGUACCAGCCAUAAGCAUGGGUGUGAUUGUAAGAAAAGGAAACGAAAUGCCCAGUGUGACUGUGACAGUGAACAAGAGGAGGACGAUGCCAUUUUAGAUACACCUCGCAGGAAGAAAUUGAAAAGCACAUCCCGUUACAUUUAUCAGACUUUGUUUCUGAAUGGAGAAAACAGCGACAUUCGCAUCUGUGCUCUGGGACAGGAGUGGAACCUCCACAAAGUGUAUCUGUGCCAGUCAGGGUAUUUCUCCAGCAUGUUCAGUGGUUCUUGGAAAGAGUCCAACAUGAUGGAAAUCAACUUGGAGAUCCCUGAUCAGAACAUCGACACUGAAGCUCUACAAGUCGUGUUUGGAUCGUUGUACCGGGAUGAUGUUCUUAUCAAGCCCAGCAGAGUUGUCAGUAUUCUCGCCGCUGCUUGUAUGCUACAGCUGGAUGGCUUGAUCCAGCAGUGUGGCGAGACCAUGAAGGAAAACAUCAGUGCCAAGACUGUGUGUGGCUUCUAUGCUUGUGCCAGCAUCUAUGGCUUGGACUUAGUCAUGAAAAAGUGUCUUGAGUGGCUUCUAAACAACCUGAUGACCCACCAAAAUGUCGACCUGAUGAAAGAACUUGGGGCAGAGAUAAUGGAGCAGCUGAUCCAGUCCUCGGACCUGUUUGUUAUGCAGGUAGAGAUGGAUGUGUACACUGCUCUGAAAAAGUGGAUGUUUCUGCAGCUCAAUCCGUCCUGGGACGGCCCGAUCAAGCAGCUUCUGGCUGACGCUGACGCCUGGCUUUGCAAACGCAGGACAGACCUGUGUGAGCAAGAGCCCUUCCUGAACACAGAAGAGGGUGAAUCUUUUUGUUCAGUGUUCAAAUAUGUCCGUCUCCAGUACAUCAUCAAUGAUCUCGCAUCUGCACGCAUCCUGGAGAGAGACAAUAUUUUGCCCCCUGAUUGGCUAACGUCAGUGUACAAAAACCAGUGGUUCGCUAUGCUCCGGACAGAAUUUGACAAUGAUAAUGGUCCCCAGGAAGCAAACAAAGAUGAAUUUGAGCUGAGCAGCAUGAGGUGUGGCAGGAAACUCACUAAAGAUGGAGAUUACUGCUGGCGCUGGACAGGCUUUAACUUUGGUUUUGAUCUGCUGGUGACCUACACAAACCGCUUCAUAGUCUUCAAAAGAAACACUCUGAGUCAGCCAUGUGGGGGCGCUGUGAGUCUGCAGGCUCGAAGGCAUCUGGCAUUCAGGUUGCGUCUUGCCUCCUUCGAUAGCCGUGGAAAGUUGGUGUGCAGUCGCUCAACAGGAUACCAGCUCCUCACCCUUGAGAAAGACCAGGAGUACGUGGUGAUGAACCUGGACAGCCGGUUGUUGACAUUCCCCCUCUACGUGUGCUGUAACUUCCUGUAUACAUCGCCUCAUUCUGACCCACGUCCAGACUCCACAGAACAGGAAAGCUCUACCCGCAUCGUGUCCUGAUGCACGUUCAGCCGCCAUUAACUUGCAACUAUCCCUCUGGGAACGCUGAGACACUGACACAUGCUUGUACGUACAAUCCACCGCCACAUUUUCCAUCAGCUGUCAUUGGACAUACCAUCUGCAUGCUUGUGUUACACAGUGAGAUGUAUGGGGUACAUUUUUUCCAUCCGUGUUUUGGCACAUAGAGAGUUUGCUUCACAUACAUGGGGUUUCCAGGGUUAUGGAGAUAAUGGCCAGGAGGUGUCAGACCAUCUUUGUAUUCAGAGCAGCUUCAAACUUUGGACCUCUGCCAUGAACUGAGUGCACUGGGAUGACAGACUACCCCCAAAUCACUCAUCUUAAUGGAACCCCCUUAAUUUAUCCAUGUAGGGGCAUUAUCAUCCUACAAUUUGGGAACAUCAUGAGGGGAAAUCUCCAGAGGGUGAAACUGGACUUUUACUGACGUGUGUGGGAUGUUUCACGUGUUGCUCGUAUGUAUGUAUGUACAUUUUUGUGUGUUGGCCUUAUCUACAGUUUUUACUUGGAUGACCGAUCAAUGACAAAAAACUUUAAAGAUAUGUUACUGUGUAAUUUUGAUUAGGUCAAUAUUGGUUGGGAAAUGUUUGAUAUCUUUUA